Messenger RNA from Gossypium raimondii (Peruvian cotton), 2986 nucleotides. RefSeq lists its product as uncharacterized. Gene Ontology annotation, cellular component: nucleus. NCBI's taxonomy places the organism in Eukaryota, Viridiplantae, Streptophyta, Magnoliopsida, Malvales, Malvaceae. The coding region runs from base 243 to 2759 and encodes 838 amino acids. The transcript has 4 exons. The record is from RefSeq and is a predicted model, not a curated record. Gene Ontology annotation, molecular function: transcription corepressor activity.
ACCCGCCUUUGGUCUCUCAACUCUCUUAAAUCAAACCCAACAAAACACAAGCUUUAAUCUCCUUUUUUCCCCCUUUUUUAACAGCAAAAUUAAAGAGAAAAUUUCCUUCCUUUUUUUUCCUUCAACAAUUCAGCUUUCUCGUAUUCAUGAGAACCAAGUUCUCUCUUGUACAAGGUUGAUUUUGGGACGUGGGUUUUAACGUUCAAGUUCAUCCAUAAAGGUUUCAAGUUCAUCCAUAAAAGAUGGAUACUACUGUUUCGGAUAACGACAUAGUGGGCAUUAAAGAUGAAUCUGCUGAACAAUUACAUGCUUCAUGUUCCUUUUUGGAUGAAAUUUUCGGAGAUCCACAGGUGAUUCCUCGUGUUGGAGAUCAAUACCAAGCAGAAAUUCCACCUCUAGUUGGAGAAUGUCGCAGUUUACAGGUUGUAAAGGAACCAAUUGACACAAAAGUCGUUACGAGUGUGCCAAACCCUUUCCCAAUGGGGUUGCCUAUCCCUCUUAUCUGGACAAAGACUAAAGCUGAAAGCAUAAAUGGUGCGGUUGACUUUGAAAACGGUGGAGAGAGCCACAUUACAUUAAGCCAUUGGUGUGCAGAAUAUAAAGUCGAAAGUUUAGGUUCCGUGUCGGGUAAUGGGAACGACACGAGAGAGUAUUUAAAGCAUAAACCUACAACCAAAACUAAGAUGGUUGUUGAUUUACUCUCUCCAAUGGAGCCAAAAUCUAAGCCAAAUCAGGUGGAUGGUGAUCUCUAUCCGCUUCCAGGCUCUUCUAGUGAAGUGUGGAAGGAUAUCGAACUCAACAGUUUUCUUCUCGGGUUAUACAUCUUCGGGAAAAAUCUUAUCCUUGUGAAAAACUUUGUUGAGAGUAAAGGGAUGGGAGAGAUAUUGUCUUUCUAUUAUGGAAAAUUCUACAAGUCGGAUGGAUAUUGUAGAUGGUCAGACUGCCGAAAAUUAAGAGGCAGGCGGUGUGUUCAUGGACAAAAGCUGUUCACUGGAUGGAGGCAACAGGAAUUAUUGUCACGAUUGUCUUCUCACGUUUCAGAAGAAUGUCGAGAUAUGUUGCUUGAGGUUUCUAAGACAUUUGGCGAGGGAAAAGUAUCCUUCAAAGAAUACGUAUUCACUAUAAAGAACACAGUUGGUAUUACUAUGCUCGUAGAAGCUGUAGGUAUUGGUAAAGGAAAGCAAGAUCUCACUGGCAAUGCCAUGGAACCCAUAAAACCCAAUCACGUAGUUUCUUUUCGUCCUGAAAUACCAGUUGGCAAAGCAUGUUCUACUCUUACAUCUGUGGACAUUAUCAACUUUCUAACCGGAGAUUUCAGGUUGAGCAAAGCUAGAUGUAGCGAUCUUUUCUGGGAAGCUGUUUGGCCUCGCCUUUUAGCUCGAGGUUGGCAUUCUGAACAGCCUAAGGAUCAGGUUUUUUCUGGUUCAAAGAAUUCUCUGGUGUUUCUUAUGCCUGGUGUUAAGAAGUUUUCAAGGAGACUAGUGAAAGGCAACCACUAUUUUGAUUCCGUCAGUGAUGUUCUUAAUAAAGUUGCAUCAGAACCAGGGCUUCUUGAGCUUGAAAUUGAGCUGCCUAAAGACGGCAGAGAGGAAAACGAAAAUAAGUGGGAGCCUGCAAUAAAACAAGAUCCUGGCUUUAUAUCGAACAAACAUGGUCGUUACCUCAAACCACGAAAUCCUGGUUGCAAUCGAGAUCUAAUGAAGUUUACGAUUGUAGAUACUAGUUUGGUCCGAGGGACUGAACGGUCCAAGGUUAGAGAGCUGAGAAGCUUACUUCCCGAAGUUGCUGCCAACUUAUCCACCCCCUCUAGUCUAUACAGUGAUUCUGAGGAGGAUACAUCUGAUGACUCGGAAGAUGUAUCCGAAGAAAAUAGCGUUUCUCAUGCUGCAGAGGCCACGGCUGAUGAGGGAGAAUGUGCGGAAAUAUCAGACUGUGUAAAUAGUAAUUCGAAUAUUGCAAUUCCCCUUACCUCUGAUAUGAGCAUUGUAUCAGUGAAAAACCAUGAAAGCCACCAUGCAAGUCUGCUUGAUGACGACUGGAAAAUGGUUACGAAAGAGCAAGGUUUAACCGAUUACGCCAAUGGAGAAUCGAGUUGUAGUGUUGAAAAUGUUUCUGCUAACAGGAUGUUAAAUGAAGACAAUUUGCACUAUCGGUCUAACUCACUCGAUGAUUCCGAAAAUAUGGUUUUUCAAACGGGAUCAGUAAACUUGUCUCCUGCCGGUUCUUUGUCCAAAGGCAGUCCUGAUAAUCGAAAGGAAGGCAUUGUCGCUGAAAACUGCUUGCAUAGAGAAGAAUCUCCAACGAAAUCUCAGUUGCAUACAUUGAUAGACUUGAAUGUUGGUCAAGUUUCAAUGGAUUUCGAAACGGAGGGCCCCUUCGUCACAGAGACCACGCAAAAUAGUGAGAAUUUGUUUGCACAUACAUCGUUCAAUCAGUCCGAAGUUACCAUGCAACCUGAUAAAGUUGCUGAGGUGAAUCAGCAGCCAGUAGUGCACAAUCGAAGGCAAAGUACCAGGAACCGACCAUUAACCACUAAAGCAUUAGAGGCUCUUGAAUGUGGGUUCUUCAGUCCCAAGAGGAAGCGAACGGCAGCGGAGACUCCAGAGAUUAACUCACAAAGAAUUCGCAGUAGGCCGGUUGGGAAUACCACUUUUAGGAAGCGAAAGGCGGUGGAGACUCCACAGAAUAGCUCGGAAAGUGUUCGCAGUAGGCCUGUUGUGAGUGCCAUUUUCAGAAAUGGUGCAGUGGGAAAAGAAUAGCCGGUUGGUCUUUCAAUUUGGUAACAACUCUUCUUUUCUGUUCAUGCUUUAUUGAUUAAUCCUUAGAAAAUUAGGAUUGUAGUUUUUCUUAUGAUAGAUUAAUUUUUUUUUUAAAUUUAUUGAAUGAUUUUGGGAUUAUUGAUUUUGUAUGAGAUUUCUAACAUCGCAAGUAAUAACUUUAAGAGGUUUAUUAAUAAAAAUCCUUUAAAAUUAGGAUUGAUUAUAAA